AUGAGCAUAUCAGCUCCAUCACGGCGCAUGGCGCCUCGAGGCCUCCUCACCUCCCUCCCCAUCCGCACCCAAACCCGCGCCUUCACCUCCCACCCCCACCGCCUCGCCGACAAUGACACCCAACCCCCUCCCUCUUCCCGCCCCAACCCCUUCCUCGCCGAAUAUCUCCGCAACAACCCUUCCGCCCCCUCCACCCCCGCCCCCCCACGACAAGAAGACACCCUCGGCGACCUCCCCGCAACCUCCAUCUUCGAAGACGACCGCCGCGCCGCCCAACAAGCCGCCGCCAUCUCCGCCCGCGACGCCAGCGGCGGAGCGAAGGAGAUGAAACACGGCAUGGCCGGCCGCAACGCGCAGAAUAUGCUGCGCGUCACCGACCCGAACCCCAACGCGCGGGAGCGGUUCGAGCGGAAGAAGGUGAUCCAGAUGGUGCGGAAGGGGGGACGGCUGAGCAAGCAGGAGUUUGUGAAGAAGACGGAGCGGGAGCAUUUGGUCAAGAGCGAGAAUUUCAAGACGUCGGUGAAGAAGUUGGGUGCGCUGGCGAGACAGAUUCAGGGGAAGAGGAUUGACGACGCCAUCGCGCAGAUGCGGUUUAGUCGGAAGAAAGUCGCGGCGGAGGUGCUGCGGCAGUUGGAGUUUGCGCGGGACGAGGCGGUGGUGAUGCGGGGGAUGGGGUUGGGUGGGGUGGAAGUGGCGCAGGAAGCGGAGACGUUGAAUGCGAGUGGGGAGGAAGUUGCUGGCGCGACGGAGACGGCGGCGCAGACGAAGAAGCGCGAUGAGCCGGUCGAGAUCCAGUUGAAGGACGGCAAGAGGCAUACUAUUGAGAACCGGAGCGACAUCUACAUCGACCAAGCGUGGGUCGGUCGGGGGCCGUACGGACAACUACCCGAUUACCGUGCGAGGGGGAGGGUGUUUGUCAUGCGCACGCCGUGGACGAGUAUUAGUCUUUUGUUGAAGGAGGAGAGCACGCGAGUGCGGGAGUACGAGGAGCGAGAGGCGAAACGGAGGAGGCAGCGGAUGGAGAAGGUGUGGGUGCAUCUGCCCGAUCGGCCGAUUCAGACGAAGCAGCAGUGGUAUAGUUGGUAG
Molecule: messenger RNA, 1086 nt
Organism: Saxophila tyrrhenica
Lineage: Eukaryota; Fungi; Ascomycota; Dothideomycetes; Mycosphaerellales; Extremaceae
Gene: mrpl22
Product: 39S ribosomal protein L22, mitochondrial
Exons: 2
Coding region: 1-1086 (361 amino acids)
Biological process (GO): translation
Cellular component (GO): mitochondrial large ribosomal subunit; ribosome
Molecular function (GO): structural constituent of ribosome
Source: RefSeq, a predicted model, not a curated record